This is a messenger RNA of Leguminivora glycinivorella, 542 nucleotides long. RefSeq names its product chorion class CB protein M5H4-like. Bases 103 to 498 code for a protein of 131 amino acids. Gene Ontology annotation, molecular function: structural constituent of egg chorion. The transcript is spliced from 2 exons. Gene Ontology annotation, biological process: multicellular organism development; chorion-containing eggshell formation. The record is from RefSeq and is a predicted model, not a curated record. Gene Ontology annotation, cellular component: egg chorion. NCBI's taxonomy places the organism in Eukaryota, Metazoa, Arthropoda, Insecta, Lepidoptera, Tortricidae.
GUUACAUAUUUUAAAGUAUAAAAGCCUCUUAUAUCCAUUUUAAUAUUCAUUUAAUUUUCAUUCUGUGAUAACAACAUAGUAAUACAAAACAAAUAUAAUAAAAUGGCCAUCAAAUUCGUCAUUUUCUGCGCAUCGGCAUUCUUAGUUCAGGUUAUAGCCGGACAAAGUAUCUACACACCAAACUGCGAGUGCCGAUCUAUCACGUUAUCGGAGACUGGCGGGCCUCUGGCGAUAACCAGCCUCGGCCCCAUCACGCCGUCCGGCAUCGCCGUGGCCACGGACCUGGGGCUGGCCGGGGAGCUGGAGCUGUCGGGCGCGCUGCCGUACCUGAGCGCCGUGGCGUUCGAGGGCACGUUCGACACCAACGGCACGGCACCGGUGGCGUACGGCUGCGGGGACGCCGUCGCCAUCACGCAGGAGCUCGGCAACCCCAGCGCCGCCACCGCCGCCCCUGGCUAUACCAGCACUCCUAUCAACACCUGUGCUAGACGUUCUUAAUAGAACAUCCCAGUUUUAUUUAUUAAUAAAUAUUAAGAAAUAUA